Messenger RNA from Sebastes umbrosus (honeycomb rockfish), 1829 nucleotides. It is a transcript of the gene htr1ab, whose product is annotated as 5-hydroxytryptamine (serotonin) receptor 1A b. The coding region runs from base 273 to 1541 and encodes 422 amino acids. Gene Ontology annotation, cellular component: plasma membrane. Gene Ontology annotation, biological process: regulation of hormone secretion; regulation of vasoconstriction; adenylate cyclase-activating adrenergic receptor signaling pathway. NCBI's taxonomy places the organism in Eukaryota, Metazoa, Chordata, Actinopteri, Perciformes, Sebastidae. The record is from RefSeq and is a predicted model, not a curated record. Gene Ontology annotation, molecular function: G protein-coupled serotonin receptor activity. The transcript has 2 exons.
CAAGUAUGAACCUGAAAAUGAGCAUAAUAUGGGACCUUUAAAUGCAUUUUUAUUAUGUAUUACUGUCGACUAAAACCUCCACAAAAAGCAGCCACUCUGUUCCAUCCUCACAGACACAAAUGACGCAUUUUCCAUCACUGGUAUAAAUACGCAGCAUCAUUCUCUGUCAGCAGCCGAGACUCGCAGUCCAUGAUGCGCUCUCCAAGGUGCAACGGUGUGAUGCGCACCAGGCUCUCCAUCUCCAUCAAGUAACACCUCGAGUUUUCACAACAAUGGAGGGUGCAAACAACACCACAAUUUGGCCUCAGUUCGACAACAACUCUUCCAACAGAACCUCCGCACCUGAAGAUGAGGAGGAGGUGGUGAAGCUGAGUUACCAAGUGGUCGCAUCCUUCAUCCUCGGUGCGCUCAUCCUGUGCGCAAUCUUUGGGAACGCGUGCGUAAUAGCAGCCAUCGCCUUGGAGCGCACUCUGCAGAAUGUGGCCAACUACCUGAUCGGCUCUCUGGCGGUCACCGACCUGAUGGUGUCGGUGCUGGUGCUGCCCAUGGCGGCGCUUUACCAGGUGUUGAACCGCUGGACUCUCGGAGAGAUCAUGUGCGACAUCUUCAUCUCUCUGGAUGUGUUGUGCUGCACCUCGUCCAUCCUGCACCUGUGCGCCAUCGCCUUGGACAGGUACUGGGCGAUAACGGAGCCCAUAGAGUACAUGAAGAAGAGGACGCCGAGGAGAGCCGCAGUCCUCAUCAGUGUCACCUGGCUGGUCGGAUUCUCCAUCUCGGUGCCUCCGAUGUUGAUCAUGCGCUCUCAGCCCAGCAGCAUGGCAGAGGACAGGGCCAACCCAAAGCAGUGUGCGAUCAGACAAGACCCCUGGUACACUGUAUACUCAACUUUCGGGGCUUUUUACAUCCCACUGACUCUAAUGCUGGUUCUAUACGGGCGGAUAUUCAAAGCUGCCAGGUUUCGGAUCAGGAGGACAGUGCGUAAAACGGAGAAGAAGAAAGUGUCCGACUCUUGCUUGGCGCUGUCCCCGGCCUUGUUCCACAAAAAGACUCCCGGAGACGUGCAGGGCAAGAGCUGGAAGAGGAGCGUGGAGCCAAGGCCCAUGCUGCCGAGCGUCAACGGCGCGGUGAAACACGCGGAGGAUGGAGAGUCCCUGGAGAUCAUCGAAGUUCACAGCAACAACUCCUCCAAGGGCAACCUGCCGCUGCCCAACACCCCGAGCUCCGUGCCGCUGUUCGAGAACCGGCACGAGAAGGCGACCGAGGCGAAGAGGAAGAUCGCGAUGGCGCGGGAGCGCAAAACGGUGAAGACUCUGGGCAUCAUCAUGGGCACCUUCAUCCUCUGCUGGCUGCCCUUCUUCAUCGUGGCCCUGGUCAUGCCCUUUUGCAAGGAGUCGUGCUACAUGCCCCGCUGGCUGGGUGAUGUCAUCAACUGGCUGGGCUACUCCAACUCUUUACUCAACCCCAUCAUCUACGCGUACUUCAACAAAGACUUCCAGAGCGCUUUCAAGAAAAUAAUCAAGUGUCAUUUCUGCAGACGGUGAUGUGAUGGUGAUUCCAGGUGGAAAAAGAUGCCUAUAUAAAACAGCCAGUAAAAGCGGCACAAAGAGAUUGUUCUAAAAAACAACAACAACAACAAAAGAGGGCUCAUAAUGAUUACUGUCGAUCAUCACCAUCGUUAUCAGUACUGAAAUACUCCCAGAGAUGUCUGUAUAGCCUAUGCAUAGAUAAAGCUGUGAUCGGUAUAGAUUGAAGCUCCAUGUUCCUCAUCCUGUUCUGUAAUGUCCAAUAAAGAAAUACUUUUUCACAAUUUUUUCAGAAGUCGUGAUUUU